Dovyalis caffra is the source of this 699-nucleotide messenger RNA. NCBI's taxonomy places the organism in Eukaryota, Viridiplantae, Streptophyta, Magnoliopsida, Malpighiales, Salicaceae. The record is from the annotation of a GenBank genome assembly.
AUGUCUGUUUCAAUCCUUAACGAAAAUGACAUUUUACAUGAUUUCUCGCUGGAUCGAAUUGUUAUGGAUUCAGCUCCAUUAAGAAACCAACGUGAAUUCCCGAAUAGUACCUAUCUCAAUAGAGACCAAUUUCGUCAGUUCAUUUUAAUUCCUUCUAUUGACAAAGCUAGAGCUCCACGCAUCGCUAAAUGUAUAACCAUCAUCGCAUUUCUUGACCACCAAUGUAUGCUUAGUCAUAUCAUUUACAUAAAAAAAAACAACAAUUCUGAAGCCAUGAGUACUCUCCAUUGCCUUGCAAUCACUAAAUUUCAAGAAAGGCAAAAGAUGAUUCUUGACCAAACCAGAGGUCACCGAGAGCCUACGAGCAUAACCAAUGUCAGCACUUGUGAGCUCCUUCCUGAUUUUCUAUGGAUCUUCAUGCAACUUCAAUUGCGUGGGAACACCAAGUUUCCUCUCCUCUUCAAAUAUUCAGGGCUGUGCUCCCUCAUCCUCGCAAGAUUUAAAGCCACCCUUUCUUCUUAUAACUUUGCCUGUGACAUGUUGUUAUCUUUCCAUGAUGGAAUAGAAGUAGAGGAAUUGUGCAAAGCAAAGUCGUCGGUAAGCCAUGUUUCACGACACAACUUUAGAUUUGUUGAAACAUUAUUGAUAUCCGGAGGAUCAGGUACAGAAAUAAUAGCAUUGACAUUGUUAAGAGGAUGA